CCCCCCGGGGUCCCCGGGGGCCGCCAUGCUCCGCUGCAUGCCCCUGUGGCGCUGCAACCGGCAGGUGGAGGCGGUGGACCGGCGCCACAGCUCGCUGCAGGCCGUGCCCGAGGAGGUGUACCGCUACAGCCGCAGCCUGGAGGAGCUGCUGCUCGACGCCAACCAGCUCAGGGAGCUGCCCAAGCCCUUUUUCCGCCUGCUGAACCUACGUAAGCUGGGUCUGAGUGACAAUGAGAUCCAGAGACUUCCGCCUGAGGUGGCCAACUUCAUGCAGCUGGUGGAGCUGGACAUUUCCCGCAAUGACAUCCCAGAAAUCCCAGAGAGCAUCAAGUUCUGCAAGUCCCUGGAGAUCGCAGACUUCAGCGGGAACCCUCUGUCCCGGCUCCCCGACGGCUUCACCCAACUGCGCAGCCUGGCCCAUCUGGCACUGAAUGAUGUGUCAUUGCAGACCCUGCCGGGGGACGUGGGCAAUUUGGCCAACCUGGUGACUCUGGAGCUGAGGGAAAACCUGCUCAAGACCCUCCCCACCUCCCUCUCCUUCCUCGUCAAACUGGAGCAGCUCGAUCUGGGGAGCAAUGACCUGGAAGUGCUGCCGGACACCCUGGGUGCGCUGCCCAACCUGCGGGAGCUGUGGCUCGACAGGAACCAGCUGUCCACUCUGCCCCCGGAGCUGGGGAACCUGCGGCGCCUGGUCUGCCUGGAUGUGUCCGAGAACAAGCUGGAGCGCCUGCCGGCGGAGGUCAGCGGCCUGGCCGUGCUCACGGACCUGCUGCUCUCCCAGAACCUGCUGGAGCGCAUCCCCGACGGCAUCGGGCAGCUGAAGCAGCUGUCCAUCUUGAAGGUGGACCAGAACCGCCUGGCGGAGGUGACCGAGGCCAUCGGGGACUGUGAGAACCUGUCGGAGCUGAUCCUCACCGAGAACCUACUCACGGUGCUGCCCCGCUCCCUGGGGAAGCUGCACAAGCUGACCAACCUGAACGUGGACCGGAACCGGCUGGUGGCGCUGCCUGCUGAGGUGGGCGGCUGUGCCAGCCUGAACGUCCUGUCCCUGCGUGACAACCGGCUGACCGCCCUGCCCUCCGAGCUGGCUCACAGCGCCGAGCUGCACGUGCUGGAUGUCGCGGGAAACCGCCUGCAGAACCUGCCGCUGGCGCUGACGACGCUGAACCUGAAAGCCCUGUGGCUGGCGGAGAACCAGUCGCAGCCGAUGCUCAAGUUCCAGACGGAGGAGGACGAGGCCACGGGCCAGAAAGUGCUCACCUGCUACCUGCUGCCCCAGCAGCCCUCGGCCAGCCUGGAAAACCUUCUCCAGAGUAGUGUGGAUGACAGCUGGACAGAUGCCAACCUCAAUCGGGUCAGCGUAAUCCAGUUCUUGGAGGAGCCUCACGCGGCCGAGGAUGAGGAGGGGGCCGAACGGCGGCAGGGUCUGCAACGCAGAGCCACCCCUCACCCCAGUGAACUGAAGGUCAUGAAGAAAGUGAUCGAGGUGCGGCGCCACGAGGCCUUCCCCGCGCCCUCGUCCCCCGCGGACCCACCGGACUCUCCCGCCGCCCAGGGCAAGAGACUCAGUGCCGGCUCCCAGCAGAGCCAGGACUCCCGGGGCUCUAGCUCCAGCACCGUCUCUGCGGGUGGCCUCGGGGAGCCCGAGGAGCCCAGGAGCAGGAAGUGGGGCCCGAACGGGAGCCCCGCGCCGGCCGGCAGCCACAGGAGGGAGGCGAGCCCCAGCGCCCAGCCGCCGGAGCCGGACGAGGUUGCUGGUCACCGGGAGGAAGAGGAGGAGCAGGAGAUGGAAUACGACGAGCCCACGGUGCACUUCGCCGAGGACACCCUGCUGCCCGGCGCCGAUCCGACGGGUGCGGCCGGAGAGCGGGAGCUGCACGAGCAGGAGCAAGAAGGAGGAGGGGGCGGGGCGCUGCUGGCGGCCGGCCAGCGCCAGAGACUCAUCCGCAAGGACACCCCGCACUACAAGAAGCAUUUCCGGAUCACCAAGCUGCCCAGGCCCGAGGCCGUGGCCGCCCUGCUGCAGGGGCUGCGCCCCGACGGGACCCCGCAGGAGGGGGCCUUUCCUGUCGCCGGCGGGGGCCUGUGUACCAAUGGCCCCCGCCCCCAGGACCAGCCGCCGGCCCCCUGGGGCCUGCAGGGGGCCGAGGAGGAGGAAGAGGAAGAAGAGGAGGGCCGAGAUGAAGAGGAGGAGGAGGAGAACCGGGAGGAAGAGGAGGAGGAGGAGAUGGAGGAAGAUGACGACGACGAAGACGAGGGGAGGAACGGGGCUCAGGCCGCUCAGCCCGCCACCAAGGGGGUGUCGUUUGAUCAAGCCAAUAACCUGCUGAUUGAACCUGCUCGAAUUGAGGAGGAAGAGCUCACACUAACCAUCCUGAGGCAGACAGGGGGUCUGGGCAUCAGCAUCGCAGGGGGGAAGGGGUCCACGCCCUACAAGGGAGAUGAUGAGGGCAUAUUCAUCUCUCGAGUGUCCGAGGAAGGUCCCGCAGCCCGCGCUGGGGUCCGUGUGGGAGACAAGCUGCUGGAGGUCAAUGGCGUAGCCCUGCGGGGCGCAGAGCACCAGCAGGCCGUGGAGGCGCUACGCGGGUCCGGCCCGGCGGUGGCCAUGACCGUCCUGCGGGAGCGGAUGGUGGAGCCGGAGAACGCCAUCACCGUCACCCCGCUGCGGCCCGAGGACGACUACAGCCCCCGAGGGGCCCGAGGCGGGCUACGCUUCCCCCUGCCCGCCUCGCCCAGCCCCGGCUGCCAGCGCUUCACCGCCUGCCUGAUGCGCGAUGAGAAGGGCUUGGGGUUCAGCAUCGCCGGUGGAAAAGGCUCCACGCCCUACCGGGCUGGCGAUGGGGGCAUCUUCAUCUCCAGAAUCGCAGAGGGCGGUGUAGCCCAUCGGGCGGGGACGCUGCAGGUUGGGGACCGGGUCAUCUCGAUCAGCGGCGUGGACAUGACAGAGGCCAGACACGAUCAGGCAGUGUCCCUGCUGACUUCCUCGACGGCCACCGUGGCUCUGCUGCUGGAGCGGGAAUCUGACGGGGAGCCGGGAGCACCCGUCCGCCCCCGCUCUCCUCCCCCUCCCGCUGGCUCCCCUCUGGUUGGGGAGGUGGGGCCACUGGAGGCAAGUCCGAUGCCCCGGAGCCACGACCCCCAGGUCCUGGAGGAUGAGUACCCCGUCGAGGAGAUCUGCCUGGUGAAGGCUGGGGGCCCCCUGGGCCUGAGCAUCGUGGGCGGCAGCGACCACUCCAGCCACCCGUUUGGCAUCAACGAACCGGGGGUCUUCAUUUCCAAGGUGCUGCCGCGGGGGCUGGCACUGCGCAGCGGCCUGAGGGUCGGCGACCGCAUCCUGGCAGCCAACGGCACAGACCUGCGCCACGCCACGCACCAGGAGGCCGUCAGCGCCCUGCUCGCCCCCACCCCCGAGCUGCGCCUGCUGGUCCGCCGGGACCCCCCGCCGCCGGGCAUGCAGGAGCUCUCCAUCGAGAAGGCCCCAGGCGAGAAGCUGGGCAUCAGCAUCCGCGGAGGUGCCAAGGGCCAUGCGGGAAACCCCCUCGACCCCACUGAUGAGGGCAUCUUCAUCUCCAAGGUCAGCGCAGUGGGUGCCGCGGGACGGGAUGGGCGGCUGCGCGUGGGGCUGCGCCUGCUGGAGGUGAACGGGCAGAGCCUGCUGGGACUGACGCAUCCGGAGGCCGUGCAGCUGCUCCGCGCCGUGGGAGACAGUGCUCUCACCGUGCUCGUGUGUGAAGGCUUCGACCCGCACACCGCCGCCGUCGAGCUGUCCCCCGGCGUCAUCGCUAACCCCUGUGCCGUCGGGCUCGGGCGGAGGAACAGCCUGGAGAGUGUCUCAUCCAUCGACCGGGACCUCAGCCCUGAGGAGCUGGACGCGCUGCAGAAGGAGUUGGAUUUGAAGAAAGAGACGACCCAGCGGGAGAGGGAAGACAGAGACCAAGUGCCCCCGCCCUCGGAGCCCCUGAAGCUGGAUUACCGCACUCUGGCAGCCCUCCCGAGCAGCAGCAUCCAGCGGGUCAGCCCUCGGGCUGCUCCAGGGGGAGGCUUGCCCGGAGCCCGGCUCUCUCCCAGAGGUCAACAGCCGGCUGCAUCUCCCCGGCCCAGCCACCUGGCGGGUAGAGAGACCCGCUUUGCCUCCAUCGGUUUCUUGCCCUGCCAGGAGCUUCCCAAGCCUGGAGGCCCCCCUGCUUUCUCCAACUCCUCACUGCCCCACCAUGAGGUCCCAGGCAGCAUCAAGCAGGUGGAUAAAGAAUCGGCCGCUGGGCCGGUGCCCCCUCCGCUGAGCGAUCCAGAGGCGGGGUACAUGGCUGCGCCCCCUGGCCCUGAGCGGCUGUCGUUCCGUGAGCGGCAGAAAUACUUUGAGAUGGAGGGGAAGGCGCCAGCCACUGGAGGACCCCCAAAGCGGGUGAACCUGGUGGGAGAGGAUGACCUGAGGAAGAUGAAGGAGGAAGAAGCCCGGAAGCUCCAACAGAAGCGGGAGCAACUGCUGGAGGAGGAAGAGGACGAGGAGGAGGAAGAGGAGGCGGCCGAGAGGGCCGACGGGCCCAGCCUGGGCGGCACAGUGGUCGAGGGAAUGGAGUUCCAGCUGGAGCCCCUGGAUGACCGGGAGCCCUCCGCCCAGGGCUCUGGGCUGAGCCCCGUGUCUCCGGUGGGUGCCCCAGUGAGGACGGCCAAGGCUGAGCGGCGGGCACAGGAGCGUCUGCGAGUGCAGAGUCCGGAGCUGGUAGGGGCUGGGGCUGGGAACAAGGAGCUGUCUCCAGCCGAGCGCCGCGCUCUGGAAGCCGAGAAACGGGCGCUGUGGAGAGCGGCAAGACCCUCUGUCCUGGAGACCGGUGUUAAACUGGACAAGCAGGAUCUGUCCAGAAAGCUGUACCGCUUCCGGCAGGGGCCAGUGUCCAGCCCCGGGGAACUGUCAGGGGCAGGAGGCCCCCCCAGGAUGAAGUCCCUGGAGCAGGAUGCCCUCAAGGCCCAGAUGGUCAUUGCCAAGUCCAAGGAGGGGAGGAAGCGAAGCCCCCUGGGCCAGCUGGCUGAGGCACCGUCCCCCGCCCCCACCCCUUCUCCAACGCCUCUGGAAGAUUUCAGCCCCAGGACAGUCACCUCGCCCGGCCGGCUGUCCCUGUCUGAGAAGAAGUUUGACUACAGAGCGUUUGCGGCUCUUCCCUCCUCCAAGCCUGUGUAUGGGAUCCAGUCCCCAGACCUAGCUGAGCAGCUGCCCUUCCUGGAUGAUCCCGCCGGCUGCAGCCGUCAGGAAGACGGAGAGGUGGAGCAGGUGUUGGGGGUGCAGGAGGCCGCCCUCCCCAGACGGCCGACCCUGGAGGAGUCGGGCGUGUACAGCCACCAGCACACACUGGACACUGCUGUCCCCACAUAGGGCCGCACAGCCCGGGACGCCACCACAACCCCCAGCUGGCCACCCACCGCCCGCUCCGGGGCCAGCCCACGGACCACGAGUGGCUGUGGCCCGCUCCCCUGGGCCCCGGCCCCGGUCCCUCUCUCGAGCUCUUGCCGGUGGGGAGCUGGGGGAGAGGGCAGGGGGCCAGGCCCUGCCCUUGCGUCCGUCCAUCGGUGCUGAGUGACUGGGUUCCCGGCCCCCCCAGGCCUGGGACGGGGAGGGGAGGGGCGAG
Molecule: messenger RNA, 5621 nt
Organism: Tachyglossus aculeatus (Australian echidna)
Lineage: Eukaryota; Metazoa; Chordata; Mammalia; Monotremata; Tachyglossidae
Gene: SCRIB
Product: scribble planar cell polarity protein
Exons: 41
Coding region: 26-5368 (1780 amino acids)
Biological process (GO): neurotransmitter receptor transport postsynaptic membrane to endosome; neurotransmitter receptor transport, endosome to postsynaptic membrane
Cellular component (GO): postsynaptic membrane; adherens junction; postsynaptic density
Molecular function (GO): protein binding
Source: RefSeq, a predicted model, not a curated record